AUGCCUAUUUUGGUUGAAUGCUGGGAUUUUUAAGAAGAUGGAAAAAACGAAUAUAUUGGAUCUAUAUAUUCAGUUGGAGAUAUUCUUUUAAAUUAUGAUAGUGAUAAAAAGGUUCCUUUAUACGGUUUUGGAGCUAAACCUUAAAUGAACUAUAACCCUAAUAACUAAACUCUCCAUUGUUUUCCUAUCAAUGGAAAUAUUUAAAAUGCAGAAGUUUAUGGUAUAAAUGGGAUGAUGGAAUCUUAUAAAUAGUUUCUUAACCAUGUUGAAUUAUCAGGACCAACUCUUUUUAAUCCUUUGAUUUAAGAAGCUAUGAACUUAAUAACAAAAAAUUGCAAAGAAAAUAAUUAUAAAAACUAUUACAUUUUACUACUCUUAACUGAUGGAUAAAUCUAAGAUAUGAAUCUUACAGUAGCAUCUAUUGUAAAGGCAUCUAAACUACCACUUUCUAUUAUUAUUGUAGGAUUAGGUGAUGAGGAUUUUACAAAUAUGAAAAUACUUGAUGGAGAUUAAGGACUAGUUGAUAUUAAUGGAAAUGUGGCUGAAAGAGAUCUUGUUUAGUUUGUAAGAUUUAAUAAAUAUAAAACUAAUCCUGCAGCUUUAGCCUCAAAAGUACUUGAAGAAUUACCUGAUUAAGUUGUAGAUUUAUUUACUUUAGUAGAUGUUCAUCCUAACGAAGUUUAAUUAGUUUAAAUGAAUGAGAUAUAAAAUGAAAAAGCUCCUCCACCUCCAUUAUAUUAUUGA
Ichthyophthirius multifiliis is the source of this 744-nucleotide messenger RNA. RefSeq lists its product as hypothetical. Gene Ontology annotation, biological process: cellular response to calcium ion. The record is from RefSeq and is a predicted model, not a curated record. The transcript is spliced from 3 exons. Lineage: Eukaryota; Ciliophora; Oligohymenophorea; Hymenostomatida. Gene Ontology annotation, cellular component: plasma membrane. Gene Ontology annotation, molecular function: calcium-dependent phospholipid binding.